GUGCUGCACGUGCCCUUACUGCUUCUCUGGACAAAAAAAAACCGAUGCAGGUGCGUUAGCAAUUAAAAAGAAAUAAUAAGAACAGGACAGAAUACACGAGAUGUGGGCCGGUGCGUCCCGCAUCUCGCUCUACUGGCUCGACGACCACGAGUCCUACCUAGGAGAAGGGGAAUGCACGCGCCCUUCUACGAGUUGGCUCCCUUUUGGCGGCGAAACAACCGGCACGUUGAGUUUGGCCACUUCCCACAUCUUCUAUGACGACGGCAGCGACACCCUCGUCGUGUUUCCUCUGCGCUACAUCGAAAACGCCACCGUGCGGGAGUCGGGCGAUCAACUCGACCUUUCAUUUUCGUGCCGGCGCGCAGUGAAGCGUGCGGUGCUUCCUCGCACAGAUGGGCAACAGCCCGCCGCGCCUGGCGUCUCGGUGCCGUUUCCCAACGCCGAAUCGUGGCGGUUUCGCGCAUCGCGUGCAUCGGAGUGGUUUGUGGAGGCGCUGCGGCGUCUCGUAGAGCAUCAACGGAUGGAGGAGCUUUUGUCGCGCCGUGAAAUUGCACUGCAAGCUGCGCCGUCUUCUGUGAGCUUUCGCGCACGUCGUCAAGUGCCGAUGCGUGAACAACGCGGUGUGCUGCACAUCACGGCGGCGUGUGCUACCUUUGAGCCGCUCUUCGCCAUGGCGUCUCACGGCGCCGUCUCGCUGGCAAGGAGUGAGUGCGUUCACAGCUUUCCUCGCUGGAUCGCGUUUGAGGCGGUGGGCCUGGACAUUUACACGUCGGAGGCCCUCGACCACGCCCCGGCGCUGUCCCUCCUAUUCAACAACGUGCAGGAGAGGGACCAGGCGAGGGAGCUGCUGCUUCACCUCCUCGGCGUGCCGCCGUACUCCAUCUCCCCACACGCCAAGGCCGAGGCCUGGAAGAGGAGAGAGCUGUCCAAUUACGACUACCUGCUGCUUUUAAACAAGUGGGCGUCUCGCUGCUUCAACGAUGUCUUUCAAUACCCUAUUUUUCCGUGGGUGCUCGCGGACUACACGUCUGCCCAGCUCGACAUUUCCGCACCGGCAACUUUUCGUGAUUUACGCAAGCCCAUCGGCGCUCUCUCGCCCGAUCGUCUGGAGAUGCUGCGGGAGCGGGCCCAGUUUUUAGGUGAGGCGGAGGAGCGCACCUACCUGUACUCUACCCACUAUUCCUCCGCUGGCGUGGUCGCCUAUUACCUCGUGCGGCCGCACCCCGAGUUUCAGCUGUGCCUGCAGGGGGGCAUUCUGGAUGUGGCGGAGCGCAUUAUGGAGUCCGUCCCUCAGGUGUGGCGCAGUGUGACUACCAACACCAGCAACUUCCGCGAGCUCAUCCCUGAGUUCUUUAACGGCGACUUCCACGCGCUCUGCGGGCCGCCGCGGAUUGCGCUCGGCUCUCACGGCAACGGCAGACCCGUGCGCCCGUUUGUGGAGCUGCCCCCGUGGGCCGCAGACGCACACGAGUUCGUGCAGCUCCACCGUGCAGCGCUCGAGAGCGACGACGUCUCCCACCACCUGCACCACUGGAUAGAUUUGAUUUUCGGUGCUGCGCAGAGCGGCGAGCUGGCGCGGGCGGCAGACAACCUCUUUCACCCGUUUUCCUAUCGACAGCUCGCACGUAAACAGGUGAGUGUGCCGGGGCUGCAUCUCUCGCCGCACGACUACGCAAGGGAAUUCGGCAAUGUGCCCAUGCAACUCUUCAGCGAUGUCCACCCCUCCCGCAACGACCGUGAGCACAGCGUGUUGUGCACCGUUGAGGCAGUCGAGGCCUGCGGUGGAUGCGACGCGAGCACCUCGCCAAAUGACCAACGCAUUGCCCAAAUGAUUGAGACGCUGCGGGCGAUGGACGAGGAGACGGAAGAGCCGCCUCUUUGCGCCGAUCUGAGUAGGAUCGAGGGUAGCCACUUUUCUUCGGAGUCUGCGUCGCUGGUAGAGGUGGCGACUGCCACGCUCGCGUCCACCGGUGCGCGUUUUGCGACGCUGGGUUUUGCCAAUCGCACCUCGCAGGAUGCCGCGAUGUCUGCCGGCGCCGUUCUGCUGGUUGUGGGAGACGAUGGACGUGUUGUGACGCUCUUCAGCGCCGUGUCGGGCGAGCGGCUGCGCGCCUUCCCCGACUUUGACGGUCGAACCACCUCCACCGCCUAUCAUGCAGGCAGCGUGUUUGUGUUCACCGACAACAGGACAUGCUAUGUCAUCUCGCUCCACUCGCAUGCCGUCACGCAUUGCUUCCUGGAGCUGACGAGUGCUCCCGUCGUGCACGCCUGUUUUCUUCCUCAUGCAGUAUUACUGGCGGACACAGAGGCACAGGUCAUGUGGUGGGCGGCGCAGCGGGACGACACGGCGCAUCUGACUUUCGACGCUCCUCCGUCUUCGACGUGUGAGGCGUCGUCGCGAAUUCUCUGCCUCGGCGGUGCGGCGCGUAUCUCAGCUGCUGUUGCGGUCAGCACGCACCUUGAAGCGUUUCUUUUCCACGAUAGUGCGUGCGAAGAGUGUACGCUCCGCACAAUGCCCGACGAACGGGAGAUCCUGAAUGCUGCAGCCGCCGAUCAGGCGCCGUAUUUUUGGGUGUUCUUCCGUGCUGAAGCUGUGCUGUACGACAACGGAGGAUUGUGGCUGCGUCGCGUUCCGUUCCCGGCCGCCUCUGCGGUGAUUUGUGUGUGUUUGGAGCAGCAGCUUUGCCCGCUCUGCCUGUACACUUCAAGUUUGCCGGUGCGCGUACGCUUACUGCAACACGCACGCGAAAACGUGGUGCAGCUGCGUUGUUGCACAUCGGUGCCUCUGUGCGUUUCGUACGCAGAUGCAGCUCUGGUACUUGUCAGCCGCACUGACGGAGGGGCAGCGUCAUCGCUUGUCCUGACCUUAGCGGAGCUGAGGCUUGCGAAGACGGAAUAG
This is a messenger RNA of Leptomonas pyrrhocoris, 2899 nucleotides long. RefSeq names its product neutral sphingomyelinase activation associated factor-like protein. The transcript has a single exon. The record is from RefSeq and is a predicted model, not a curated record. NCBI's taxonomy places the organism in Eukaryota, Euglenozoa, Kinetoplastea, Trypanosomatida, Trypanosomatidae. The coding region runs from base 101 to 2899 and encodes 932 amino acids.